Molecule: messenger RNA, 342 nt
Organism: Gaeumannomyces tritici R3-111a-1
Lineage: Eukaryota; Fungi; Ascomycota; Sordariomycetes; Magnaporthales; Magnaporthaceae
Exons: 2
Coding region: 1-342 (113 amino acids)
Source: RefSeq, a predicted model, not a curated record
AUGUGGCUGAUCCGGUUUCUACCCCGCGAGUUGUUCGACGGGAUCCUCGACCUGCAGAAUCUUGCGCGCCUGAGCAGCGCCUGUCAUGACCUCGGAGCCAUCGUGGCACCUCCCCGCCGGUAUGGCAUCUUUGUACGGCGCCUCAAGAUUGUCGUGAGCUCUCUGGGCUGCACCAACCUGGGCUGCACCAACCCCGACUGCGACUACGAUUGGGACUGCUCCCCAGACACGGAAGCGUAUUACGCCGUGGCCAAUCCGGAAAACGGCGGCAUCCCGGCGAGGUCGUGGCAAGUGAGUGUGGCCCUGUGCAAGACGAGGAGGGUUCAGUACAUGACACAUUAA